UAUUUUUGUAUCGUGUCGCUUAACGAAACGCCGUUUUCAUUAUUGGUUUUUUUUAUUGAAUGUGAAGUUCCGCGUUCGUUUUGAAAGUUGAAUUUGAAACGGAUUUGAAAAAAAUAGAGAGUGAAUUUAUGAAAAAGAAAAAAACUUAAAUUUGAAAUAUCUUCCCAAGUUCGGUUGAAGGGAGAACAUUUGUGCCCUUUAAAACAAUUUAAAGGUGUUGCAACAAACAACCUACCGACCAGCCAACAUUGUUGGUUGGCCGUAAGAUCCAACCCAACGCGUUCUAAGCGCUCGUUCGCCCGCCAGUCGUUCUUCAUUGUGUCUGUGUGUGUGUGCGUACGGCUCUGGCCUUUGGUUGUGUAGGGCCCACAACCUUGUCAUACACCAAAAAGGUUCUAGUUGCGUGUCGCCUGCUCGCUGCCUGCCUGCCAGCCGGCCAACUCGUUUGUUCGCUCGUUUACAAGACUGCACCAGCUUUCGAACAUUGUUGUUAUCUCUCCUCGUCGUUGUCGUCGUUACCGCUGCCGUUGUUUGGUUGGUGCGCUGUCGUAAGUGCGUGUAUGUAGUUGUAAGCCGAAUCGGUGUGCGUGUCGUGGCUGCUGUGUGUGAGUUUGAAUUGAACUACGGAGUUUUCCUUCACGGGAUUUACGGGAAAUCACGUUUUGAAAAGAUCAUUUGCGUUUUGUAAUUCGACGAUUCAUGUCGUACAGCGGCGCGUCGCUCACUUAUGUGUCGUAGAGAAUAGCCAACAAAAAAAAAAGAUAAACACUUUUGAAACAAAGAGCAAAAGAACUUAUCUAUCAAAAAACAAGAAAGGAAAAAAAAACAACACACAAAAAAUAUAAAAUUAUUAUUAUUGUGUAACAAACAAAAGAUAAGCACAACUAAGUGGUGGAAUAACAAGCAAAAGAAACAAACAAAGAGAAAAGUGCAAAAUAAUAACGAAACAAUAAUCGCAAGAUUUGUUUUCAUUAAAAAAUACUAAUAAAAGCAAUGAAAUAAAAUAAAUUUGUGAAACAUAAACACAAGGAAAAAACGGAAAACAGGCAGCAAAGUGUAGAAGAAAAAAACAAAAUACUCAAGACAAGGAAGGAAUAAUUACCCAAACAAAAAUAAGGAAAACCAAUUCUGAAAGUGAAAAAUAAAAUGAAUAAAAAAUCAUUUUUUUGAACACCAUGACCACUUGUGAAUAACCGAAAGAAACCGAAAUAUUUUUUUAAUUUCAAAAUCAAGAUUCCAAAACAUAGAAACUCAACACAAUAAAGUGCCAAAACACUCACCCCCCACCAGACUUCCUUGAAUUCCAUCACUCAAUAAUAAAACAAAAAUUCAAUUCAAACGAACUGCAACUCCCCCCUCACUAUGCUAACCAUGGAAUCCGACAUGAAAGGUGGCAUUCUACAUGCCACAAUGCCGCCACAUCAUGCCUCAGCAGCGCUACAUGGCCAUGCCGCCUCACCGUACAGCGCCUUGGGACCGCUCAUGAAUCUGGGCCAGUCACAUCUGACCCAAUCGCAUCUUAGCCAUCAUCAUCAACAUCACAUGUCCUCACAUCUGGCCAGCCAGGCGGGCAGUACACCGAACGGCACCACAAGUGUCCUCAGCUCUCUACAGAACAGCAUGGCCCAAACUCUCAAUGGUAAUUCCGGUAAUCACUCCGGUUCGCCAUUGCACAGCUCCAGUGACUUGAGUCCCACCCAGAGUUCACACACCAGCAUUGGCAGUCAUCACAUGACUUCACCGGGGCAAAAUCAUCAUCAUUCACAUCAUCACUCCGCCGGUGGUAUGGGUGGCCAAAGUACUCCCCUAAGUUCAGGUGGUAGUUCUGCUGGCGGAGGCGGUGGCUCCAACGGUGGUGGGCCAAUGAACAACAACAAUAACCCCUCCAGUGCCAGCAAAGCUGCCCAAAGUGCCGCCGAGCGUGUCAAACGCCCCAUGAAUGCCUUUAUGGUCUGGUCCCGUGGUCAACGCCGUAAAAUGGCCUCGGACAAUCCCAAAAUGCACAAUUCAGAAAUUUCCAAACGCCUGGGGGCCCAGUGGAAAGAUUUGUCCGAAAACGAAAAACGUCCCUUUAUCGAUGAAGCCAAACGCCUAAGGGCUGUCCAUAUGAAGGAACAUCCCGACUACAAAUAUCGUCCCCGCCGCAAGACAAAGACUCUAACCAAAACCAAGGAGAAAUAUCCCAUGGGUGUGGGUGGCCUCUUACAGGCCUCAGAGGGUAAUGCCCCCACUGGACGGGCCAGUUCAGCCAAUUCGAUCUCAUCUGCCGCCCAACAAGCGGCGGCGGGAGUCAAUCGGGACAUGUAUCCCAUGAGUGCUCCAAAUGGCUAUAUGCCCAAUGGUUAUAUGAUGCAUGAUCCCUCCGCUGCGGCCGCCUAUCAAAGUCAACACGGUGCCUACAUGGGCAACUAUCAUCGCUACGACAUGGGCCAGAUGCAUCAGGCAGCUGCGGCCGCCAAUUACAUGAAUGCCGGCUCCGGCUAUGGCAUGUACGGCACAGUGUCCGGCGGUCAAACCUCACCCUAUGGCAAUGUUCAGCAACCCGGCUCACCCUAUGGCUCGGGAAGCGCCCAACCCCAGCCCGGCUCACCAUACGGCAUCUCCUCCGGCCAACCUGGUUCUCAAGUCUCCUGCCAAAGUCACAGUCCCAGCGAUUCCAGCGUCAAAUCAGAACCCGUCUCACCCAGUCCGAUGCACAGCUCCUCCGCCCAGCAACAACAGCAGCAGCAACAACAGAAUUCCGCCGCCGCCGCUGCUGCAGCCGCCGCUGUCAUAACCAACAACAAUAAUCAUGUCAUGAAACGGGAAUAUCUGAGUGGCCAACAGCCGGAACUGAAUCACCUGAUGAACAUGUACCACCUGUCCGACGGCAUGCAAGUAUCGGCCGCGGCGGCAGCAGCUGCCGCUGAACAUCAUCAGCGCAACCUGAUGCACUAUCAGAACAGUUCGCCGGACUUGCAACAACAUCAGGCAGCCGCCGCCGCCCAUCAUCACCACCAUCAGCAGUCGAUGCGUUCCAUGGCUCCAUUGGCCCAUAUGUGAGAAAUGGCAACGGCAUUUGGAGCUCAACACUCAACAGCAUCAGCCACAGCCGCCACGCUGCCCAUGGUUUCAAGAAGUGUCUCAUCGUCGUCGUCGUCGAUAGCUGUUGAGAGUACGGCCUGUGGCUUAUCGCUAACCCCUCAGAACAACCAACAACCUCCUGCCCCCACAUUGUCCU
This is a messenger RNA of Musca domestica (house fly), 3220 nucleotides long. Its product is annotated as transcription factor Sox-2-like. The record is from RefSeq and is a predicted model, not a curated record. NCBI's taxonomy places the organism in Eukaryota, Metazoa, Arthropoda, Insecta, Diptera, Muscidae. Gene Ontology annotation, biological process: regulation of DNA-templated transcription; anatomical structure morphogenesis; cell differentiation. Gene Ontology annotation, molecular function: RNA polymerase II cis-regulatory region sequence-specific DNA binding; DNA-binding transcription factor activity, RNA polymerase II-specific. Bases 1363 to 3042 code for a protein of 559 amino acids. The transcript has a single exon.